AUGCAGCAUUUGUUGGUGGCAAACAUGACUGCUGGGCUCAGCCUUAUGGAGCAUUUGGUAACUGCCACCAUGACCAUCUCCUCCUGCUUGAUGUUCCUCUUUGUAAACGGUGUUAUGUUGUUCACCUUGAGGAGUAAACCUGUGUUCCGGGAGAUGCCGCGCUACAUCCUGCUGUUUCACCUACUGCUUGGAGACACGCUCCAGCUGGCCUUCAGCCUGCUGUUGUACUUGCUGAGCGCCUCGCUCAUCACCGUCACGUAUCCAUUGUGCGGCGUGCUCGUCAUGUUAGGUAAUCUUGUUAGUAGGGUAUCUGCUUUGGUGCUAGUGGUAAUGUCACUGGAGAGAUAUGUUGCUGUGUGCCACCCUCUCCGACAUACCUCCAUCACUACCGUUAGGAACAUGAAUGUUGCGGUGCUCGCUGUGUGGCUUUUUUGUUUUGUGAACGUUCUCAUUCAGGGACUUUUAUUGAUCGAGUUUCCUUUUGACCAGCUGGAGAGUCUGCAAAUGACACAGAGGUGCACCUUCCAUGCUAUUUUACUUGUUCCUGUUUUAGAACAUUACUAUGAUGUUUAUACUUAUUUUGUGUUCAUCUUGGCGGGCCUGAGCAUCAUUUUCAGCUACCUCGGAGUUAUCAUGGUUGCCAAAUCGGCGGCCACGGACAAAGACUCCACCCGUAAAGCUCGGAACACGCUGCUACUGCACCUGGUGCAGUUGGGCCUCAGCCUAUUGUCAGUGCCAUUCGCUAUUAUCUUGACAAAAUUCUCAACUUUGUUAAACCGGUUGGUAUUCUCACGAGUCCGAUCGAGCCUAUUUGUGUGCUUUUACCUCCUUCCCAGAAGUCUGAGCGGGCUGGUGUACGGGUUGAGAGAUCAGAAUCUCAGAGUCGUGUUUGUGUACCAUUUCUGCUGUCACCUCAAAGUGUCUGUUAAUGCUGUGAUUGAGCCACAAGAGCCUCUUUCUGUCAUCCUGCCUGGGACACAUUCGAACUUGAUACGCUGUCAUGCCUUCAACACAAAGAAACACACAUGUGCACAAUGA
Messenger RNA from Nerophis lumbriciformis (worm pipefish), 1038 nucleotides. The record is from RefSeq and is a predicted model, not a curated record. Lineage: Eukaryota; Metazoa; Chordata; Actinopteri; Syngnathiformes; Syngnathidae.